GCGCGGGCCCGGGAGGCGGCGGCGCCGGCGGCGGCGGCUGAGUCCGGGCCGGGGGGAGCGAGACGCCGAGCGGCCAUGGUGGCUCACGACGAGCUCGGGGGGCUGCUGCCCAUCAAAAGGACUAUCCGGGUCAUCGACGCGCAGAACCAGUCCUUCAGGGAGCAGGAGGAGCCAAGCAAUAAACGGGUUCGGCCUUUAGCACGUGUCACGUCCUUGGCCAACUUGAUCUCUCCUGUAAGAAAUGGUGCAGUUCGGCGCUUUGGUCAGACAAUACAGUCAUUUGCCCUUCGCAGUGAUAGCAAAUCUCCUAGCUGUGCCCAGAAGUCAUGUAGCAGAUCUGCUGCACCUACCCCUCCGAAAAGAAGAAACAGUGUACUUUGGUCUGAGAUGUUAGACGUCAACAUGAAAGAGUCCCUGAGCACCAAAGAAAUCAAGCGGCAGGAGGCAAUAUAUGAAAUGUCCAGAGGAGAGCAGGAUCUAAUAGAAGAUCUGAAGCUUGCCAGAAAGGCCUAUCAUGAUCCCAUGCUGAAACUCUCAAUUAUGUCUGAGGAAGAACUCACUCACAUAUUUGGAGACUUGGAUUCUUACAUUCCUCUGCAUGAAGAUUUGUUGGCAAGUUUAGGAGAAGCAACAAAACCUGAUGGAACGGUGGAGCAGAUUGGGCCCAUUCUUGUGAAAUGGUUGCCACGACUUCAUGCCUACAAAGGUUACUGUAGCAAUCAGCUAGCAGCCAAAGCACUUCUGGAUCAGAAGAAGCAGGACCGGAGAGUGCAGGACUUUCUUCAGCGCUGCCUUGAGUCUCCUUUCAGCCGUAAAUUAGACCUUUGGAGCUUCCUGGACAUUCCUCGAAGUCGGCUAGUCAAAUACCCACUGCUCCUAAAAGAAAUCUUGAGACACACUCCCAAAGACCAUCCUGAUAUCCAGAUUCUAGAAGAAGCAAUCACUAUAAUCCAAGGAGUCCUCUCUGACAUCAACUUGAAGAAGGGGGAGUCGGAGUGCCAGUACUACAUUGACAAGUUGGAGUAUCUGGAUGAGAAGCAGAAGGACCCAAGGAUUGAGGGCAGCAAAGCUUUGCUGUGCCAUGGGGAGCUGAAAAAUAAAAAUGGACAUAAGCUGUACGUCUUCCUUUUCCAAGACAUUCUGGUUUUGACCCGGCCAGUCACUCGAAACGAACGUCAGUCCUACCAAGUAUACAGGCAGCCGAUCCCUGUGCAGGAGCUGCUCCUCGAAGACCUGCAGGAUGGCGAUGUGAAAAUGGGAGGAUCCUUCCGAGGAGCUUUUGGCAAUUCAGAUAAAGCUAAAAAUAUCUUCAGAGUUCGUUUCCAAGAUCCCUCCCCAGGCCAGUCCCACACGCUGCAAGCCAACGAUAUCUUCCACAAGCAGCAAUGGAUUAAUUGCAUCCGAACAGCCAUUGCCCCCUUCCAGCGGACUGCGGCCGCGGGAGAGCUAAAGGAGCUGCCGGAGCUCAGCGAAGAGUCGGAGGAGAACAACCCUUCCGCAUCCAACACCAAAGUCCAGAGGAGGCAGUCUGCCAUGUCUGGCAUAACUGAGAUGGAGCUGGACGAAAACAUAUCCGAAUGCGGCUCCAUCCUGGACUCGGAGGAGGCCAAGGGCUUGAAAAUACACAGAACGCUGUCUGGGCGCAGGAAAACGAGAGAGAAGCAGCUAGGCAGCAAACGGAAAGAAACAUUAGUAUAAAGAGGAGUCCAGGAAUGUCCUUGUGGAAGACUGUUUAUUUAUAAAUAACGUGUACAUUUCUCUUGUAAUGUGAGCAUGAUGGGAUUUACUCUGUUGAACAGAAAUGUCUCUUUUUUUCUUUUUUUUUAUGUUAUAAUGGCAGCUACUGGUAUACAGUUAACACUGUUGAACUGGAGUCUGGUUUUUUUGUUUGUUUUUUUUUUUUUUUGCAAACACAGCCACCUUGAACCUGAAUGCAUGCUGUAAAUCUGUGAUUCCAAAGUCCUUGUGAUUUUGAUUGUUAACGGCAGAUUUGAAGAACACGCAUAAUUUUUUCCAAAAAAAAGUAUUAUCGCGUGCACCAUUUGAGAUUGUAAAAUGGGAAAUCUAAAGCAGAACUGUGUGCCAUCAACAUGAGCAGAACACUUCGCUUCUGGGGGUUUUGCAUCAACACUGCAAAAGUACUUCCCGAACUGGACUUCAAACCUGAGUGCACGUCGUCUUCUUGUUUGUGCAGAGCGUGUUUUGCAGUGUUUGGUUAUCAUAAUCCAUGUAACUUAAAAAAAACAAACCAAAACAAACAAAUGAAAAAACAGACCCCAGGUUCAAUAGGUUUUCAAUUUACCUACUGGAAUUUUUCAUCUUAGUUUGUCCAUUGUACAUUCCUCAUUUUCACUCACAUAACCUGCCAGGUAUUUAAUUUUUUUUAUUAGUUUGUUUCAGGUUUGUUUGGGAUUUUUUUUGUUGUUGUUUUCUUUGGGGUUUUGUGGGGUUUUUUUGUUUUGUUUUUUACUUGUUGUUGUCGUCUGUAGAGUCUUUCAGACUUGGCAUUUCCUUUCAAGUACUCGAUCCUUCUUGUGCGAAGAUGUGCAUGUACAUACUAUUUCUUCAAAACUCUGCGAAGAGAAACCAAGCCAUAGCGUUGCGAGCCGGGGGGCUGGGAGGAGACGCCGCGCUCGACGCUGCCUGUUGAGUUUGUCCCGACGAGCAGUGUAAACGGCUUGUGCGUGCUCUGAACUACUGAAAGAGAACUGCAUUGCUAAGGGGUUUAGGAAGGUUUUAGGAACGUUGCAAAGGGUUUGGGGAGGGAAGAGGAGUAUCGGUUAGAGGGAGUAGCAGGGAGCAGAGGUAGUUUGUUGUUGCUUUGAAAAUAAAGAGCCUUCGGUGGAGGGUAGAAGGCAGGACUGGAGGCAACCAAGGGCAUGCUGUAUGUGGUAGAAAGGUAGAGAAAAGGGAGUACCUGAAGCUGAUGAAUUCAGAGGAGCUGGUGUAUUGUAUAUACUUGUGACGGCAGCGCUGCCAUGUUCUAGUCGUCCAAAGAUUCCCGCGAGGAAAAGUCAGCCUGAGAGCUCCGGGCUGCAAGACGCUGCGCGAAACAGAACUGUAGCAGCUUUGACUGGAGGAGCCACCAGGUCGCUCGCGUAGCGAGACCGGCACUGACACGGCAGCGACAGCGAUCCCGUGAUAGCGACCCGUGAGCAGCAUCGGAAAGUGGCGCUCGAGGAGCCGCAGCUCGGGCCCAGAGGGUUCUCCGCCGGAAAGACGUCUGGCCAGUACCCUCGGAAAGCGGAAGAGGGUGUAGAUAGACGCACCGAAACGCGCGGUUCUCUGUAAAUGUAUUGUACAGUUUCGAGUGCCAAGUACAAUUAAAUUCCUGACAGCA
This is a messenger RNA of Rhea pennata, 3340 nucleotides long. RefSeq names its product neuroepithelial cell transforming 1 (gene NET1). Gene Ontology annotation, molecular function: guanyl-nucleotide exchange factor activity. Bases 76 to 1698 code for a protein of 540 amino acids. The transcript is spliced from 10 exons. NCBI's taxonomy places the organism in Eukaryota, Metazoa, Chordata, Aves, Rheiformes, Rheidae. The record is from RefSeq and is a predicted model, not a curated record. Gene Ontology annotation, biological process: intracellular signal transduction; positive regulation of Rho protein signal transduction.